Molecule: messenger RNA, 1517 nt
Organism: Drosophila subpulchrella
Lineage: Eukaryota; Metazoa; Arthropoda; Insecta; Diptera; Drosophilidae
Gene: Jheh1
Product: juvenile hormone epoxide hydrolase 1
Exons: 4
Coding region: 42-1466 (474 amino acids)
Biological process (GO): epoxide metabolic process
Molecular function (GO): epoxide hydrolase activity
Source: RefSeq, a predicted model, not a curated record
GGAAUCCCAGUCAGAGUGAGUGGAACCGCUGAUAGGGAAAGAUGGGUGUCACGGUUAAAAUUCUGGUCUGUGUACUGGCCAUCGGCGGUGGUUUGGUCUUUAAGAACGUGAGCCAACUGUGGGCCGAUUUGCCUGUUCCCCAGCUGGAUCCCCAGCAGUGGUGGGGCGAUGAGGAGCAGCCCAAGGAUUACGCAGCCUAUGUGGCCAACAAUUCGGAGGUGAUAAACAACAAACUUAGUUACCCGGAGAAGACCAUUGACGACCUGAGGAGCCGCCUCAAUCGGACCCUGCGCCUUACGCCUCCCCUCGAAGGCGUGGCCUUCGAGUAUGGUUUCAAUACGGACUACCUUAAGGAGGUCGUGGAGUACUGGCGCGAUGACUACCUGCCGCGUUGGCGGGAACGCGAGGUGUUCCUCUGGCAGUUCAACCACUUCACCACCGAUAUUCAGGGGCUACGCAUGCACUUUCUUCACCUGAUGGUGUAUGAUGACAACAAGGUGGGCAAGAAGCACUAUCCGGUGCUGUUGCUGCACGGCUGGCCGGGAUCUGUGCGGGAGUUCUACGACCUCAUCCACUUGCUGCACCAGACCAACCUGGACAAGAACAACAAGUACAUCUUCGACGUGGUGGUUCCCAGUUUGCCGGGUUACGGCUGGUCGGAGGGCACUUCGAGGAAGGGUCUGGGAUCCGCUCAGAUAGCCGUGAUGAUGAAGAACCUUAUGCAGCGCUUGGGAUACGACAAGUUCUUCAUCCAGGGUGGAGACUGGGGCAGCCUCAUUGGCAGCAACAUUGCCACUCUUUACCCGGAUAACGUCCUGGGCUACCACUCGAAUUUGUGCAACAAUAUUAGUCCCAAAUCCUUGAUUAAGGGUUUUGUGGCUGGUUUUUGGCCCAGUUGGUUUGCUCCCUCUGGCUCCGAGGACUUUUUCUUUCCGAAGUCCAAUGAGCUGAAGUACCUGUUGGAGGAGACCGGCUACUUCCACAUCCAAUCCACCAAGCCGGACACUAUUGGAGCCGCACUCGCCGACAAUCCAGUGGGAUUGGCUGCCUACAUCUUGGAGAAGUUCUCCACGUGGACGAAUCCCAGCUAUCGAUCUCUGCCGGACGGAGGACUCACAAAGCGCUAUAAAAUGGACGCCCUGUUGGACAAUGUGAUGAUCUACUACCUGACCAACUCAAUCACCACCUCGCAGCGUCUGUAUGCGGAGCAGUACGCCCAGGCCCAGCGGGAUUUGCAGAUGGAGCGAGUUCCCACUCCGGUGCCCACGGGAUGUGCGCGUUUCAAGCAUGACAUCAUGCAGUUCCUGGACUACCAGUUGCAGGACAAAUUCACGAAUUUGGUGCACAGCACCUACCACAAAAAUGGAGGUCACUUUGCCGCCUUGGAGGUUCCUAAUGUGCUAUACAAGGACUUCAUAGAUUUCGUAAAGACGGUGGAACGUAAAUUUAAAAUUAAGUCUCUGUAGAUUUUUUUCAAUAAAGGAACUUCUUUUUCAAAAAUGGCGGGUUUCAGCUGA